AGUCCCGGGGCGCGCGCAUGACGCGACUGGGACUAGGCCGGGUCCGGAGGCAGCUGGGGGCCGGCAGGUGGGCCGCUCAGUGCGUUGAAGGAUUCGAUCCCCAGUCCCUCCCUCCCAGUUCUAGGCGCCCCAAACCGCUCCAGGCCCGAGAGGUGGGCGGCCGCCUUAGUGGCUUCCGACUCUAGCUGGGGGCGGGGGGCCUCUGGCAACCUCGGUCUCUUCAAACCUUUGGGGUCUUCCGACUGUGUGGAAGGGGAAGCGGGGUCCGCACGGGUAGGACUGGGUCCCGCGGCCCCCAGGCCAGGAGCGUUCAAGUGCGCGUUCCCCUCCCCCGCCAAGGGUCCUGGCCCGGUUCGGGGGCGGAGGCAGCGGAGCCAGUCCCAGCGCCCAGUGCGGCAGCGGUCAGAGUGAGGAGGGUGCUUCUCCAGCCGCGCCCCGCCCUGGGCCGCUAGCGAACCUUUGCGUCCUUCUGGCUCCAGGGAAAAGUUCGCUGUUUCUCCGCCUUUUGGCCAAGAUCAAGGGUUCCAUGAGGACGGGCCUUGAGUCUGUCCUGGUCUCUGGAAUCAUGGUGUCUAGUAGAGGCCACAGCACACAGCAAAUAUAUAAAUGUACAAAUGAGUGAAUGAAGAGAAUCUGAUUGGCCUUAAGGAACUUACGCACUUAAAAUAAUUGGGCAGAAGAGAAGCAGUGAAGGAGUGCAGAGGCGUCACCUGAAAGUUUACAAGCCCUUCCACUUUCUCUCUGAGGCAGAAAGAGCAAGGGUUUUUCUCUCCAUUUUAUGGUUGGGAAAAUUGAGGCCCGCCUGAGUGUAUGACUUGUGGCAAGUCACUCUGGUCAUCUGGGGCAGAGGCUCCCCAGAGCCCAGGCCUCCUGCCUCCAGUCCCCAGCCCGCAGCCCAGGAUUAGGCAGAGCCAGCUGCUUUCCCGUGGCUGCCCUGACUCCUUACAGGGAUCACUGAGAUUCUGAUGAACAGACCUUCUGCCCGCAAUGCCUUGGGGAAUGUCUUUGUCAGUGAGCUGCUGGAAAGUCUGGCCCAGCUGCGGGAGGACUGGCAGGUGCGUGUCCUGCUCUUCAGAAGUGGAGUGAAGGGCGUGUUCUGUGCAGGUGCAGACCUGAAGGAGCGGGAACAGAUGAGUGAAGCAGAGGUGGGGGUGUUUGUCCAGCGACUCCGGGGCCUGAUGAAUGACAUCGCAGCCUUCCCUGCACCCACCAUUGCGGCUAUGGAUGGGUUUGCCUUGGGCGGAGGCCUGGAGCUUGCCCUGGCCUGUGACCUCCGAGUGGCAGCUUCCUCGGCCAUCAUGGGACUGAUUGAGACCACGCGAGGGCUCCUCCCGGGGGCAGGAGGGACUCAGAGGCUGCCCCGUUGUCUGGGGGUGGCCCUGGCGAAGGAGCUCAUCUUCACAGGCCGACGACUGAGUGGAACGGAGGCCCACGCACUGGGGCUGGUGAAUCACGCUGUGGCCCAGAACGAGGAGGGGGACGCCGCCUACCAGCGGGCACGAGCACUGGCCCAGGAGAUCCUGCCCCAGGCCCCCAUUGCUGUGCGGCUGGGCAAAGUAGCCAUUGACCGAGGAAUGGAGGUGGACAUUGCAUCCGGGAUGGCCAUUGAAGGGAUGUGCUAUGCCCAGAACAUUCCAACCCGGGACCGGCUAGAGGGCAUGGCAGCCUUCAGGGAGAAGCGGCCCCCCAAAUUUGUUGGCAAAUGACCCCCAUUUUAACCUUCAGCAUGGGAGAUGCAUGCCCUGAAGAGCAGGAUCCAGAAGGAAGAUUUGUGGCCGGAUUGCCUUCAUCAUUUCACCUCUCCAGGCUUCCGUUUCUUCACAAGGAUGAUGAUGGAGAUAAAAUGACUGGCGUGAUGCCUGGAACCAAGGUGCUGAUCCUACCACCUACUGCUACCUUCCUUAGCUUCACCCUGACUAGAAAUAAUCACGAGGGUUGGGUUUGCUUUGGAAAAGGCCUGUCUCUCUACUUGAAUGAUAAAGAAUUAGAUUAGAUCUCUCUGA
Molecule: messenger RNA, 2003 nt
Organism: Nomascus leucogenys (northern white-cheeked gibbon)
Lineage: Eukaryota; Metazoa; Chordata; Mammalia; Primates; Hylobatidae
Gene: ECHDC2
Product: enoyl-CoA hydratase domain containing 2
Exons: 11
Coding region: 966-1706 (246 amino acids)
Biological process (GO): fatty acid beta-oxidation
Cellular component (GO): mitochondrion
Molecular function (GO): enoyl-CoA hydratase activity
Source: RefSeq, a predicted model, not a curated record